This is a messenger RNA of Zootermopsis nevadensis, 1679 nucleotides long. RefSeq lists its product as uncharacterized. Gene Ontology annotation, biological process: peptidoglycan catabolic process. Gene Ontology annotation, molecular function: zinc ion binding; N-acetylmuramoyl-L-alanine amidase activity. The record is from RefSeq and is a predicted model, not a curated record. Lineage: Eukaryota; Metazoa; Arthropoda; Insecta; Blattodea; Termopsidae.
ACUCUUGAUGCGCGUGCUCUGUGCUUUCGGCUAAUCAUGGUUGGGUGAAUGGGUGUGUAGCUCAUAGCGUGUAUGAGGAAGUUUGUUCUGUAGUGUUAGUUGUUUGACCAGAUGUAAAAUUACAAUUACACGUCGAGUCUAAAGUGGCGAUGCCUGUUUUGUUGUGGUUGAAGUGAGCAUAUGGUUGAUUUUCAAUGCCAGUCGACAACAACAUCAAUGAUACGACAAUAAAUAUGACUGCGUCCAUUCCGAGUAGGAAAGCGGAUAUGCAGAAGAAAGACGUACUCGCAACUGAUGACGGAAGCUGUACACACUCUAAUGGAAGUAGUACCUCAGAAGACGAAGAAGAUCCCGACUAUGAAGGAGUUUCGACGCACGAAGUGUCUGAAGUUUCGACAGGUGCGUUAUGCCUCAGUGGGUCCCCAUCCAACUUCCACAUGGAGAACAAUAGUGAUGUUCAGAUUGGCCCCAGACUCCAUUACAAUGCCCCAGUCACUAUCAACCAAUUUGUUCAUGUGCUGGGAAGCAACGAGGUCUCUCCAGAUGGCAUUCUGCAAGAGGCCGUUAGGGCGCCCAUACACGGACUUGACGCAGAAGAAAGUAACAUAUCACAAGCCACACUGAUUGGCUCCAUUCAGAAUCCUCAUGGCGAAUCUCAUCAUCAUACUGCAGCCGCAGCAAAGUAUAACAAGAUGGCCUGUCUCUGCCUUCACUGGCGGAUCUUUCUGCCAACUCUGGCUGUCAUCGUGCUGCUGGUGAUAAUUCUAACAGCCAUUAUCAUUCACUUUUCUUCCAGUAGUAGAGAUGAUCUGCCGAAACAGACUUUUUAUCCUGCUCCCGAAGAUCCAGAACCAAACCCCAAUACAACACUACCAGGAGAUCAUGUUAUAUACUCCAAAGAAGACUGGUAUGGUGUAGCACCAAAAUUUGAAAGGCAGCUUAAACACCCAACACCAUUCGUUGUCAUUUCCCACACAGCAACGCCAGCUUGCUAUAGUCCAGUUGUUUGUGCAGCUCGGAUGAGGAACUUCCAAGAUGUACACAUGGGAGACUCUCAUAACUUUCCAGAUAUUGGUUAUAGCUUCGUGGUCGGUGGCGACGGAAAUGUGUACGUGGGAAGAGGAUGGGAUGCCACAAACAUGCAUUCUGGUUUUGUGAAACGAUGUAAUAUCGGAAUAUCUUUCAUUGGUAAUUUCGUUCAUGAUACACCAACAAAUGGUCAGAUACAAGCAGUGCAGGAACUUAUAAAGCUUGGAGUGAGUCUAGGAAAGAUUGACAAAAACUAUAAAUUGGUGGCAAUGAACGAGACAUUUACCACAUUAAGUCCUGGAGUGGUUCUAUAUGGUAUUAUUGCCAAAUGGCCUCAUUUCUGGAAGCCUAGUCAUGAUGAUAUUGGUAUGUGUCCAUAUACGGUAUAGUGUUAGGAAUGUGUGGUAAUUUCUGUAAAAGUUAGGUAAGAUUUUAAGUUUUCACGGCAGUGAGUAUGAAGAUUUCUGUCUUCUGCGUUGUUGCGCCGUGUAGUCUGGUUGGUGGCCAAGUGAAAGACUGCUUUUUUUAUGGCUCAAUCCUGAAGAAUUUGAAGUCCAUUAUUUCAUCAAAUCCACUAGACUAGUUAUUUUUAAUAUGCAGAAAGGGAAUUUUAUAGGAUUAUGAUUGCAAUAAAGAAUUUUUAAACACCU